Molecule: messenger RNA, 2169 nt
Organism: Drechmeria coniospora
Lineage: Eukaryota; Fungi; Ascomycota; Sordariomycetes; Hypocreales; Ophiocordycipitaceae
Product: Heat shock protein Hsp88
Exons: 6
Coding region: 1-2169 (722 amino acids)
Biological process (GO): protein folding
Cellular component (GO): nucleus; cytosol
Molecular function (GO): ATP-dependent protein folding chaperone; ATP binding
Source: RefSeq, a predicted model, not a curated record
AUGAGCGUCGUAGGUGUUGAUUUCGGAACCCUCAAAACGGUUGUGGCCGUUGCGAGGAAUCGCGGUGUCGACGUGAUCACCAAUGAAGUAUCCAACAGAGCCACUCCGUCCUUGGUAGGCUUCGGUGCCAAGUCGCGAUACCUCGGCGAAGCUGCCAAGACCCAGGAGAUUUCCAACCUCAAGAACACCGUCGGCAGCCUCAAGCGCCUCGCUGGUCGUUCCUUCAGCGACCCUGACGUCCAGAUCGAGCAGCAGUAUGUCACAGCUCCGCUCGUCGACGUCAAUGGCCAGGUUGGCGCCGAGAUUAGCUAUCUUGGUCGCAAGGAGAAGUUUACUGCCACCCAGCUCGUCGCCAUGUAUCUCAGCAAGAUUAAGCAGACGGCUGCCAGUGAGCUCAAGCUUGCCGUUUCCGAGCUCUGCAUGAGCGUUCCCCAUUGGUUCUCUGACGUCCAGCGCCGAGCCCUUCUUGACGCCUCCGAGAUUGCUGGCCUCAGGGUUCUCCGUCUCAUGAACGACACUACCGCCGCAGCGCUCGGAUGGGGCAUCACUAAGCUCGACCUCCCCCCGCCCGAGGAACCACCCCGCCGUGUCUGCUUCAUCGACAUCGGCCACAGCAACUAUACCUGCUCCAUCGUUGAAUUCAAGAAGGGCGAGCUUGCCGUCAAGGCCACCGCCUGGGACCGUCACUUUGGCGGCCGAGAUUUUGACAAGGCUCUCGUCGACCACCUGGCCAAGGAAUUCAAGGGCAAGUACAAGGUUGACAUCUUCACCCACGGCCGAGCGAUGGCACGAACCAUCGCUGCGGCUGAGAAGACGAAGAAGAUUCUGUCGGCCAACCAGCAGGCCCCCGUCAACAUCGAGUCGCUGAUGAACGACGUCGAUGCCUCCACCAUGGUCACCCGCCAGGAGUUCGAGGCCAUGAUUGAACCGCUGCUGGCCCGCACUCACCAUCCCCUCGAGCAGGCUCUCGCUCAGGCCAAGCUCACCAAGGAUGACAUCGACGUGAUCGAGGUUGUCGGCGGCGGCUCGCGUGUCCCGGCCCUCAAGGAGCGCAUUCAUGCCUUCUUCGGCAAGACCUUGUCAUACACCAUGAACGCCGAUGAAGCCAUUUCCCGCGGCUGCGCCUUCAGCUGCGCCAUUCUCUCUCCUGUAUUCCGCGUCCGCGACUUCUCUGUUCAGGACAUCAUCAGCUACCCGAUUGAGUUUGCCUGGGAGAAGGCGGCCGACAUUCCUGACGAGGACACGAGCCUGACUGUGUUCAACAAAGGAAACGUCUUGCCUUCAACCAAGAUCCUCACCUUCUACCGCAAGCAACCCUUCGAUCUCGAGGCCCGCUACGCACACCCCGAUGAGCUUCCCGGCAAGCAGAAUCCUUGGAUCGGCCGCUUUUCCGUCAAAGGUGUUCAGGCCGAGAGCGAUGAUGAUUUCAUGAUUUGCAAGUUGAAGGCCCGUGUCAACAUCCACGGCGUUCUCAACGUCGAAAGUGGCUACUUUGUCGAGGAGCAGGAGGUUGAGGAGGAGGUCAAGGACGAAGAGAAGAAGGAGGACGGCAAUAAUCCCGACGCCAUGGACACCGACCCGAAGGAUGACGCACCGAAGAGGACCCGCAAGGUUAAGAAGCAGGUCCGCAAAGGUGAUCUCCCGAUUUCCAGCGGCACCGCCUCCCUCGAUGCCAGCUCGAAGACGACUUUGAUGGAGAAGGAAGCUGCCAUGGUUAUGGAGGACAAGCUCGUGGCCGAUACCGAGGAGAAGAAGAAUGAACUGGAGGCCUAUAUCUAUGACCUCCGAGCGAAGCUGGAUGAUCAAUAUGCCGAGUUUGCCAGCGAGGAAGAGAAGGCAACCAUCAGGCAGAAGCUGGAAACCGUUGAGGAUUGGCUGUACGACGAGGGAGAUGAUGCAUCCAAGGGCAUCUACGUGGCCAAACUGGACGAGCUUCGUGCCAUGGCCGGACCCGUUGUCCAGCGUCACUUUGAGAAGGUCGAGGCCGAUCGCCUUGCCGUCCAAGCCCGCGUUGAGGCUGAGCAGGCUGCCAAAAAGGCCGCCGAGGAGGAGGCUCGCAAGGCUGCUGCCGAGGCGGAGAAGGCGGCCCAGAAUGGGGGAAGCGACCAGGAGAUGAAGGAUGCUGAUACCCCGCAAACGGACGCAGACCAAGUUGGCGAUUCGAAAUAG